This is a messenger RNA of Galeopterus variegatus (Sunda flying lemur), 1266 nucleotides long. RefSeq names its product ameloblastin (enamel matrix protein) (gene AMBN). Bases 1 to 1266 code for a protein of 421 amino acids. Gene Ontology annotation, molecular function: structural constituent of tooth enamel. The transcript is spliced from 11 exons. Gene Ontology annotation, biological process: odontogenesis of dentin-containing tooth. The record is from RefSeq and is a predicted model, not a curated record. Lineage: Eukaryota; Metazoa; Chordata; Mammalia; Dermoptera; Cynocephalidae.
AUGUCAGCACCUAAGAUUCCACCUUCCAAAAUGAAGGACCUGAUACUGAUCCUGUGCCUCCUAGAAAUGAGUUCUGCAGUGCCGAUGUUUCCUCAGCAACCUGGGACACUGGGAAUGGCUAGUUUGAGCCUCGAGACAAUGAGACAGUUGGGAAGUUUGCAGAGGUUAAAUGCACUUUCUCAGUAUUCUAGAUAUGGCUUUGGGAAAUCAUUUAAUUCUUUGUGGAUGCAUGGUCUCCUCCCACCACAUUCCUCUUUCCCCUGGAUGAGACCAAGGGAACAUGAAACUCAACAGUAUGAAUAUUCUUUGCCUGUGCACCCCCCGCCUCUCCCAUCACAGCCAUCCCUGCAGCCCCAGCAGCCAGGACUGAAAUCUUUCCUCCAGCCCACUGUCGCAGCCGCCAUCCAGGCCACAGCCCUGGAAGGAGAGCCUCAGCCUCCCAUUCAUGUGGAACAGCUGCCCUUGGAGCAAGGAGAACUUCCAGCAAUGCAGCAGCAGGUGGCACCAUCAGAUAAGCCACCAAAGCCUGAGCUCCCAGGAAUGGAUUUUGCUGGUCCACAAGUUCCAUCAAUAUUCCAAAUAGCCCGUUUGAUAUCUCAAGGACCAAUGGCACAAAAUAAACCAUCUCCACUUUAUCCAGGAAUGUUCUACAUCCCCUAUGGAGCAAAUCAGUUGAACGCCCCUGCCAGGCUUGGCAUCAUGAGUUCAGAAGAAAUGGCCGGAGGGAGAGGAGGCCCUGUGGCCUAUGGAGCCAUGUUUGCAGGUUUUGGAGGCAUGAGGCCCAGCCUUGGGGGCAUGCCCCCCAAUCCAGCCAUGGGUGGAGACUUUACUCUGGAAUUUGACUCCCCAGUGGCUGGAACCAAAGGCCCUGAGAAAGGAGAAGGAGGUGCACAAGUUUCCCCUGUGCCAGAGGUCAACCCAACCAAUCCAGAAAACCCAGCUUUCAUUCCAGAGGUAGCACUUGGUGCCCACACAGGGCUCCUUGCUUUCCCUAAAGACAAUAUUCCUGGUCUGGCAAGGGGCCCUGCAGGGCAGAGGAAGGGACCCCCCAGGGUCACCCCAGCAGCUGCUGACCCACUGAUGACCCCUGAAUUAGCUGAUGUUUAUGGGACCUAUGGAGCUGAUGUGACCACACCCAUGGGACCUGAGGGAGAAGCCACCAUGGAUAACACAAUGACCCCAGAAACUCAGCAAACAUCAGUGCCGGAAAACAAAGCCCAGCAGCCCCAGAAUAUGCAUGAUGCACGGCAUCUCCAAGAGCCCUGA